GCUGGCAGCGCCCGUCGCCCGCCACCCCCUGGCGCGCCGACGCCCCCGGGGGGCUCUGCCCUCGCUGGCUGGCCGACGGAGACCUCGGGCCCUGGGCCAGCUGGACCGGUGCUGCCAGGCACCUCGCGGCCGCGUCGCGGCCGCCCCGCGAUCACUACGCGACGCUGGGAGUGCAGAGGACCGCCACGGAGGCGGAGAUCAAGCGGGCCUACCUGGCGGCGGCCAAGAAAUGCCACCCCGACCUCAACAAGAACAACCCGGACGCCACCAGGCAGUUUCAGGAGCUGGCCGAGGCGUACCAGGUGCUUGGGGAUGCUGGCAGCAGGGCGCGCUACGACGCCAUGGACCCCAACGAGCAGAAUUCCGGCUUUGGGGCCGGCAGCGGGGCGCGCCGACGAGGAGCCUCAGGCUCAGACGGCGCUGGCGGGUUCGGCAACUCACAGCCGCCGCCCCCGCGCCAAGAGCCGGUAGACGCCUUCAAGUUGUUCCGCGGCGUGCUGGAGGAGCUCGGGGCGGAGCAGCUGAUGGAGCGCCUCGAGGCCACCCGGCGGGAGGCCGGCGCAGCGGCGCGGAGCGCGCAGGCCGGGGACCUGCAGCCCGCGAGGGAUUUCGUGUGGCGGCACAAGGGGCUGGCCGCCGUCGUGGUGCUGCCGGCGCUGGUGCUGCUCCGCUUCCCAUGGCUCGUGGGCAUGGCGCUCCGCGGCGUCACCGUGGUAGCCGCGCUUAUGUUGCAGAACCCGCAGCUGCGGAACUUCAUCGGGCAGUUUGCAUGGGCCCAAUGGCGCAUCGUCGGUCUGCAUAACACGUGCAGAGGCCCGCGCGCGCCGAACGAAGCGCUAGGCCGUUGGAAAAGAGCGCGGAGAGAAUGGUCAGGGCCCUCUCUCGCGAGGGUUUGA
Molecule: messenger RNA, 896 nt
Organism: Prorocentrum cordatum
Lineage: Eukaryota; Dinophyceae; Prorocentrales; Prorocentraceae
Source: the annotation of a GenBank genome assembly